Lineus longissimus is the source of this 606-nucleotide messenger RNA. Its product is annotated as citrate synthase-lysine N-methyltransferase CSKMT, mitochondrial-like. Lineage: Eukaryota; Metazoa; Nemertea; Pilidiophora; Heteronemertea; Lineidae. The transcript has a single exon. The record is from RefSeq and is a predicted model, not a curated record. Bases 1 to 606 code for a protein of 201 amino acids.
AUGGCCGCAAAUGUUGUUAUUGCCUUUAUGAAGAAGCUGCCCAUUGAAAACGACGUGGUGUUGAAAGUGAUGGAUCUUGGCUGCGGUUCUUCUCCUUUCUCCAGGAUUCUGUACGAAAGGUCACCGAUCCCGGUUGGCGUUGUCGGUCUUGACUACGCUGAAUCAGCAGUUGCAUCCGCAAAAAAGAAGUUUCGAGAAAAUGGCAUCACAAUUCCCGGAACAACGAAUUCAUCGUUGUCUUUUACUACGGCAGACGCGCGGAGCAUGCCUUUCAGGGACGCCAGUUUUGAUAUAAUUGUGGAUAAGGGGACCAUGGACUCCGCUUUGAAGCAUCAGAAACUUGGUAACGCAUUAGCUCAAGAGAUGGCACUGGAACUAGUUAGAGUUUUGAAGAUAAACCGACACAUUUUGCAGUUCACCGACGAAGACCCUGAACUUCGGUUGUCCCUAUGGGACAACUUCGUAUCCGAAAUGAAACUUUCUGAUAUUGAAUUAAAUCGGACGUUCCAGGUUUUAGAAACCGGAGCUGAAAGUGAACAAAGAGAGAUGUUCAUGUACGUCAUCGAAAAGAUGCAGUUACCAAAGUUACCGAGUACUUUGAAGUAG